Messenger RNA from Drosophila takahashii, 1411 nucleotides. The record is from RefSeq and is a predicted model, not a curated record. NCBI's taxonomy places the organism in Eukaryota, Metazoa, Arthropoda, Insecta, Diptera, Drosophilidae.
AUGAAAUGGAUUGGCUGUACCAGUGCCCUGAUUACACUACUAUCCCUCGUACUCCUCACCACGUCAAAUGACGCCCAGUUUAAACAGGUUACGCAAGAACUCCAGGAGUGCGCACCGCUGCUAAUGAAACAGCAGGACGAGUCCCUCGAGUCCUUUUUGCGUGUCUCUAGAAUGGUUUGUGGCAACCAGGGUGACCAAGUCUGUUGUCCCAAAGGACAGACGAUCCCCGCACUGAAUCACAAUCCCACGGAACGCCCAAUCAUUGGUCCUCAGUUCCCGCCGAAGAACCCCGGAAAUCCCUUCGUUUCAUCAUUCGAGCCCUUAAUCGAACAACGGGGUCCUUCGUGCCGCGGACCAGACACCAAACCUGGAUAUUGUAUAGAACUCAAUGACUGCGAUUCCCUGCUUAGUGAGCUGAGGCUGGAUAAACCUAAGGACCAGAGUUUCAACGAUUUUUUGCGUGUCUCCAGAAUGGUUUGUGGCAACGAGGGUGACCGGGUCUGUUGUCCCAAAGGACAGACGAUCUCCGCACUGAAUGCCAAUAUAACUACCACACCGGCAUCCAUUAUUCCCAGGAAAACGGAUAAAGUGCUUCUCAGCAUGGAAGAUGGAUGUGGCUAUACGAGUGUGGUGAAAAAGAAGAUCGUGGGCGGGGUGGUAAGCCAAAUUGGGGCGUGGCCCUGGAUCGCACUGCUGGGAUAUAAUGAUCCAAAGGAAAAGUUCAAGUGCGGAGGAGCCCUGAUCACCGCCAGACACGUGAUCACGGCGGCCCACUGCAUCGUUCCGAAUCUGACAUUUGUGCGAUUGGGAGAACAUGAUCUUUCCACGGACUUGGAAACUCGCCAUGAGGACAUUCAAAUUGAGAAAAAACUAGCCCAUCCAGAGUACAACCCACGAAUUGGACGCAGUGACUUGGGCAUCCUGUAUUUGGUGCGAAAUGCGGAGUUUACGACCAAUAUCAGACCCAUUUGCCUGCCAUACACCCCCAACCUGCGCCAGAAAUCUUACUUGGGUUUUAAUCCCUUCGUCGCCGGAUGGGGAAAGACAAUGGAGCGUGGUAAAUCAGCUACCUUGCUGAACGAGCUGCAAAUUCCCGUCAUAGAAAAUAGCGUGUGCCGCCAGAGUUACGCAAAACAUAAUUAUUUUAGUAAAAUUCCCGACGAACAGUUCGACAGCGCCGUCCUCUGCGCAGGAGAUCUGUCCGGAGGCAAGGAUACGUGUCAGGGCGACUCCGGUGGUCCGCUUAUGAUGCCGGAAUCAUUUGAAGGCACUUUUCGGUACCAUCUGAUCGGCGUGGUGUCCUACGGCAUCUCCGGGUGUGGCCGACCUAAUGUCCCCAGCGUACUUACGAGCACACAGUACUUCAUGGACUGGAUCAUCCACCAGGUGCAUGAUAUGCCCUGAGUUGUCA